Nicotiana attenuata is the source of this 573-nucleotide messenger RNA. RefSeq lists its product as uncharacterized. The record is from RefSeq and is a predicted model, not a curated record. Bases 1 to 573 code for a protein of 190 amino acids. Lineage: Eukaryota; Viridiplantae; Streptophyta; Magnoliopsida; Solanales; Solanaceae. The transcript is spliced from 2 exons.
AUGCAGAUCCCUGCUAUGCAAAGAAUUUGGAUGAAGUUAAAGAGGCUGAAAAAGGGAUUGAAGCAGUUAAAUGUUGAGGAGUAUAGUAGAAUUCCUGAAAAGAUCCAAGUUAUUCGAGAGAAACUACAACAAGUACAAUUGGAAAUGAGAAUUCCUAAUCACUCAGAGGGAUUGAAGAGCAGUGAAAAAGAUCUUAAAGAGAAGCUGGAAAAGUGGAUUAUGGAAAUCAUUGAAUUCUACAAACGGUUUCUACGAUCAGCAGCAGUGGAAAUUCCAGCUAUUGAACCUAAAGUAAUGAAGAGAGGGAAUGUGUUGACAAGAGAUCAGCAAUUGAAGCUAAUAGCUCCUGUGACUAAGGAACAGAUCUACCAGGAUCUACAAAGUAUAGAAGAUUCCAAAGACCCAGGGUGUGAUGGAUAUAAUGCUGUAUUUUUUAAGAAGACAUGGAAAACUAUAGGUGAUGAAUUAGUUGAGGCAGUCCAAGAGUUUUUCAGAACAACUGAGGUUUACAAGCCAAUUAAUUGCACCACAGACUUUGAUACCCAAAGUGCAGAAUCCAUCCAGAAUAGCUGA